CCAAAGUGAAAUUAUAUUAAAAAACAGAGAGAGAGAGAGAGAGAGAGAUGGCCCUGCUCAUUUUUCCCUACUGAAAAUUCCACCAUUGGAGAAGCAGUAAAACAAAGUAAAAGUAGAAAUCAGAAAGAAUCCGGUAUUCAUCGAUUGGGUGAUCAGCUAAUCAAGCUAUGGCGACCACUAACAAUGGCGGAGGAGAAGGAGGAGAGGAGCCACUUAAGCAGUUGGAGGAGCUGAGCAGAAACCUAAAAGAAGGUGAGAGAAUUGUCGCCCCGACCCGACGACCUGAUGGUACUCUCCGGAAGCCCAUCCGGAUUCGUGCUGGCUAUGUCCCUCAAGACGAAGUCGCCAUUUACCAAUCCAAAGGUGCUUUGUGGAAAAAGGAAAUGGCCUCACAGGAUGGAGGACCUCCAGGUUAUGAUCCUACCCCAGAUAAUACAAAACCCAAGACCAAGGCUGUAAAGAGAAACGAGCGAAAGAAGGAGAAACGGCUACAGGCUGCUCUUGAAAAAGAGAAAAACUCGGAACAAGGUGAAGCUGAGGAAACUGAGAGGGAAGAAUCGGUACCCGUUGGAGAUGCUGGUCAUGAAUCUGACUCUGUCAAGCCAUUGAUCUCUCAAAUGAAUGAGCUAGCUGUUUCUUCAAGUCCUGCUUUAGUUACUCCUCCUGUUGAUUCAGCAGAGGAUUUAAAUCCAGGGGGUCCAGUUCAAGACAUCGAUAAACGAAUUCGUGCGCUAAAAAAGAAGAUUCGACUUGCAGAAGCUCAAAAACAAAAAACUCCACAGCAUGAUAUGAAGCCUGAGCAGUUGGACAAGUUGACAAAACUUGAAGGUUGGCGCAAUGAGUUGAAGCUUUUGGAGGAUGAAAAAGCUGGAUCAUCUGCAUCUUGAACUGGGAUUUGUGUUAGCAAUGAAGAAAACAAGAAAACCAUUGUAGUUUUGUUAAUUUUUUAUAUUUAUUUUUUUUACCCCCCUUCCAUGUACGCUUUCUUGACGUGGACAAAAAUGCUGCAUGCAUUUUGGAAAACAGAGGAUCAGCUAUUCAGAUUUUGCUCUAUUAAUCGUAUGGGGACAAGCUUGGCAAUCCAAA
Ziziphus jujuba (common jujube) is the source of this 1086-nucleotide messenger RNA. RefSeq names its product partner of Y14 and mago. NCBI's taxonomy places the organism in Eukaryota, Viridiplantae, Streptophyta, Magnoliopsida, Rosales, Rhamnaceae. The transcript has 4 exons. Gene Ontology annotation, molecular function: RNA binding. The coding region runs from base 168 to 887 and encodes 239 amino acids. The record is from RefSeq and is a predicted model, not a curated record. Gene Ontology annotation, biological process: exon-exon junction complex disassembly. Gene Ontology annotation, cellular component: cytoplasm; exon-exon junction complex.